Molecule: messenger RNA, 2352 nt
Organism: Eublepharis macularius
Lineage: Eukaryota; Metazoa; Chordata; Lepidosauria; Squamata; Eublepharidae
Gene: PROSER3
Product: proline and serine rich 3
Exons: 14
Coding region: 189-2078 (629 amino acids)
Source: RefSeq, a predicted model, not a curated record
UUCCUCUUUUGGUUGCUAAGUGACCGUAACGGCGAUGAAUCCUGACCCCAUCACUCCUCGUUUAGAGAGAGCAAGACACUACUGAUCAGACUUCAGGAAGCUUUCUGCCACCCAUGGAAGAGGCAGCUAGAUACCCACAACCCAGUUAAGGCUGUGUCCCUGGAAAGCUGAGCACCGGGGGGAGAACGAUGGAGUCCAGUACAGCUGUGUUCUCCAACCUGGGGAGCCCCUUCUUAGAGGCAUCCAGUUUCCAGAGCCAGAGCCAUUACCACCCUUCCCAGGCACAGCCACUGAGCCAGCGAGAGAGAUCCACGGCUCUGAGCCCAUCUCGUUUGCAGCAGAAGAAUCACCCCACCUUUUCCGAGGAUACAAAAGCUUCGAGCCCCCCACUUCCGAGUUUCCUACCUGACUCCAGUUGCCAGGUGGCAAACCCCCCAAACUCAGACUCCGCAAGCCCCUUCAACGAAUCAUGGCCUUCGACUGAGCGCAGCUCGUCCUCCCUGACCCCGGAGGGACCAAAGGCACUUCCCCCAGAGCAGACAUCGGGGUCAAAGGCUCUGGCUUUCCCAAAGCUCCAGGACUCUUUUUCAGACAGUGAAUCAAUUAUUGCCAGGUAUAUCGAGCGAUUCCGUUAUGGGCAGCCCACUAACCGUAGAGAGCGCUGGAGACCCGACAGUCAUUCUUCUCCCUUUUGGUGGUUUGGCCAAUCCUCUCCUGAAGGCGACACCUCUAAGAUGGAAAUGUCAGCAUCUUCAGGCGCCAAUAGGAAGGACGUGGACACCUUUGUCAGGACAGACUCUGGCCAGCGUGAAGGGAGAGUAUCUUCUUUCAGCCCUGCACUGGACCAGUCUCCUUCUGGAGAAUCCCUGAACUCUUCCACACUGGAUCCCGACACAGUGAGCCUGCAAGAAAGAGCAGCCAGGCUUUUGCACAGAAGCACAUCCCCUUUGAGCAGCUGCAGGCACAUAAGCUCCGAGGGACUCAGCUCCACCCCCACAUCUACCAUCACAAGUGCUGAUGCAGAUCAGAUGGGGCAGGCCUCGAAGCAGCCAGUGGGGCACCAACGCAAAGCCAGCCUAGGUGCCAUCUCUUGCCCCAUCGUCCAAAUACCGCCAUCUUGUUCUUCCUUGCGACCAGAGGAUGACAUCUUGUUUCAAUGGCGCCUGCGUCGGAAGAUGGAGGAAGCUAGCAAAGCCGUUGCUGUGCUGCCCUCUGUAGGCUGGAGGAGUCAAUUCACCGAGCCAGCCUACCCUCCUAGCGUGAUGGGCAGAGCAGGUUGGAAGUCUCCAGAACCCGUCAGCUGGAGAAGCAAAGAUAGAACAGAGUUGCUGACAUCUGAGGCCCAGCUAGGACCGACUCUGGAUGAACAUCCCUGUUGCUGUACGGAACGUUUGAGAAACGGAUCAGCCUCCCAGCAGCCAAGAGAAGGCGCUCCGUUCAGUGAUCAGAAUGUGAUGGCUGGAAGGUUUGAACUGAACAGAGAACAGACAGUAAAGAAGUCAGUCCCACAAGAGGAUCCUGCCCCUGCACAUCUGGAUUUUCUUCCUCCACCAAGGCCUGCGGGGGCCACCAAAUCUUUGCACCAGAUCCCGUCAGACCAUUCCCCAAGGACAGCCCCACCUGUACAGAAGGUGUGCACCGAACCCAGAGAAAAGCAGAGGACAUUCAAAUCUGAGCGAGGCAGGCCAAAGCCAGCCAAAGACUCUGCAAAGCCAUCUGUCAGUCCUGUGAAACACGUACAACGCGUCUUGGGAGAGGUGGUCGCUGAAAGGCUCUUCUCUUCACCUGAAUCUCCAGUUCGCCAGAGGGGUAAAUUGAAGAAGAGCUCCAAGAAACAGGACCUGAAAGAGUCUCUGCCAGACACUGUUGCCACGCCAUCCUAUCCCAAGCUCCUAAACAUGGCUGCUCAGCUCCUAGAGCAGGCUGAAGACUCGGAUGGCACAGAUUUCGAGGAUGAUCCACUGCUGCAGGUGCUAAGGAGCCAGAGGGACUUCUUACGCAGCCAGCUGAGGGCUGUGGACAUGCGGAUGGCUCAGCUAGAAGGUCACCAUUCCACUUUGGACUUCUCCCAUCCGUGACAAACUCUGGCAUGGUCUUCUUCGCCUCUCCAAUAUGCUUUGGGCAUCCCUUUCUCCAGGGAGGAUACACAAGGCCUGGGGCAAAGGGCUGAUAACCACGACUGCUUGCACACUUUGAGUGUGGUUAUGUGCUUUGCACCUAGCAAGCUGGGUGUAUUCACAGAAGCCAACCGUGAGUGCAGAGAAACCAGGUUUUGAUACAUUGUGUUGUCCCUAGCACAUAAAUAGUGCCCUGUUUCCAUGGUUUCUCUGUGUGUGUGUGUGUGUGGUUUUU